Molecule: messenger RNA, 11123 nt
Organism: Diorhabda carinulata
Lineage: Eukaryota; Metazoa; Arthropoda; Insecta; Coleoptera; Chrysomelidae
Exons: 18
Coding region: 402-5147 (1581 amino acids)
Cellular component (GO): cytoplasm; nucleus
Molecular function (GO): microtubule binding
Source: RefSeq, a predicted model, not a curated record
AUAUGAAAUAACAACUUUCGCCCAAACUCAUGGGUAUUAAUUAGAGAUAUUCACAAAUUUUGUAUAUCUUGAAUAAUCAGUUUAAUCUCAUUACGAGCAAUUUAACAGCAGUAAUAUACACAUACAGUGAUAUAAAGUUGGUACAUAAAUGCUGAUCAAGUUAUCCAAAGAUUAUUGCUACCAAUUUUAGGAUUAAUAUAAAUAAAAAUAAAAAACGAACCAAAAUUAUUAUUUUUUCUUAUUCUUCCCGCGCAGCUCCUCUUAUAUUGGCAACGUUGUAAAUGAAGCGCGAGCAGUAGAAUUUCGGUAAUAGAGAUCAAUAAGUAUAUAAUAAUUAUGUUCGUGAAUAGUUUUGUGUAGUGUGUUUUUUUCGUAAAAAAAACGGACAAUAAUAUAUAACAAUGUCAUCUGUAACAAAAAGUGGUUCGAGUCGCAUUCCUACCUUCGGUUCACGUACUACACAACCUGAUUUAAAACCACCGGCCGCCACUGGUACUCACGGUGUCGUCGGUGAAAUAACUACCAAACAUAUAGGCAACCGCGUACGCGUUGGUGAUAAAGAAGGAAUUCUCCGAUUCGUCGGUGACGUUCAUUUUUCGAAAGGAGUGUGGUGUGGAAUCGAACUAAGUACAUCGGUCGGUAAAAACGAUGGCUUUAUUAACGGAGUUCGGUAUUUCGCUUGUCCCGAUCGCUGCGGGCUGAUGGCGCCACUUGCUAAAGUUUCGCUCAUCAAUAAUACCGAAUCUAUAGAACAUGCCUCAGGACCGUAUUCGAUGCUUUUCUUCGAUGCUCUUUCGAACAGGAGCGCCUUACCGUUAGAAAGAACAGGAAGUCAUGAGGAAUUGAUAACGAGAAAUUUUAAAAAGAGAUACAUUUUUUCAGUAGAAAAUAAAGUUUCUGAUAACUCAAACGUUACUUACAUUAAAGAAGAUUUGGAAACUAAGAAAUGUUUGUCGUUAAAACCAAUUUCAAAUAAACUGAUAGAUAAUAAUAAAAAGAGAACUACUGAUAUUAUAAAAAUAAAAGAAGAGUCAAAUGCUGAUAAUACGAAUGUUGAGGAUAAAUCUAACUAUGUUGCAAAAGAUAAAGCUUGCGAAAGUAUUUUAAAAAAUUCUAGUUUAGAAGUUAAAAGACGUAGAACAUCAACUUCUAAAAUUAAAACAAUCGAUUCCAUAAUUUUAAGGAGUCUUAACGAAAAUAUGAAUAAACCCUCAUCACUGCCACAACUUAAAUGUAUAAAUACACCGAUAAAUUUAGGUAAAUUAAACACUUCGACUCCCGAGCGCACUGAUACCGAAUCCCCUUUAAAACUACUACGAUUAAAGCAAGAUUCUAAUAACGAUGAUGAUAGUAGUAAAAGAGAUUCAUUGGAAUUUGAUGAGUCUUUAGGAAUUUUAACUCCGGAUGAAAUGUGCUCUCAAUUCUUGAAUUCUCAAACACGAUCUCCUAGUUUAGAAUACGACAAAAACGCCAAUGAUUAUUCCUCUAAUUCUAGCAAUAAAAAAAUCGAUAUCGACAGUCCGAAAGACGACAGCUUAGGAUUAAUAGACGAAAAAUUAAUAAAUUUAACAAUGAAUAAAUCAAAACUAAUUAAUUUGGACGUACCUCAAAAUAAAGAAAUUAAGGAAGAACUACAAAGUCCAAAUUUAACUGAUUAUAGUCUAGGAAUAAUAGACGAACAUAUUCUGUCCAAUCUUACAAUGAAAACAGAUACAACUGUUAACAUGGAAUUGCCUUUAGACAUUGAAAAAACUGCUUUAACGCGAAUGGAGCAAACUCCAUCUCCCGAGGAGUUACCCUUGGAUCCUACUCCCAUCGUAGAAUGUGAUCCUAAAACUGAACCCACCAAAUCCAAAGCUUCAAACAGUUUCAUUAACAGUAUAACUAGCAUCACCAGUUUGGAUACAGGUUAUCAGGGAGACGGAGAAAUGUCUCGGCCCGCUAGUAGAGGUGCUGAUAAUUCACCUCUAACUCGGCGACCUUUGCCUAGACCUCAAACUAGAAGAGCUGAUCCCAUGACAGACUCAGAUUUUUAUACGGAAAGUGAUGCCGACAACCACGAAGAAAAUCAUUUGAGGGGAGAUCGUAAAGCACAAGUUAUCGAUGGUACGUUGUACGGUGUGGAUCCUCAAGCAGCUGCUGAUAUUUAUGUUAAUAACAAAGAAAAUAUGGACUCAAGUGGAAUAUUCACAGAUAUAGAAACGAACACAAGAAACGAUGACGAUUUCGGAAAUAUUGAAGUACCGGAUAUUUCCCCUUCAGAUACUAGUUCAAAAACUAUAUCUGAAAAUAGUCAAGAUAACGUUCAACGGAUUAUUGACAAAUCUAAAGAAAAGAAAAUAGAAGAAAAACCUGUAUCAAAAAAAGAUAAUUCUAAAAAACGAAAUGCUCCGAGUCCAGGUAUUUCUAGUCCGUCUAGCUUUUCUUCACCAAGGCACGGGGCAAACGAUGACAAUACUUCUAAGAAAUACAAAAUGCCGAAAAGAGAAAUACCCUCAAAAGUAAGAGCUCUAAUCGAACCAUCAAACGAUCAAACAACCGAAAAGAAGAUUAAAAAACCCGCGGGGAGAUGGGAUGCAGUUAUGAGCAAAAUAUCAAAAAACGAACAGAAUAAAACGAACCUCAAAGAUGUUAAAUCGAAGGUUUUCAAUAGUGUAAAUAUUAAUACAGGCGUGUCCCAAAGGAAAACUAUCUCAAGAAGCCCCGGAAAUCCAAAUAGUAAAUUACAUGUAUGUUCAGCUCCAACGUCAUAUUUGGCUUUUUCAGAAAAGAUCAAAAACGUUACUCCUGCUGUGAAAAUCUCUAGAACGCAGAAGUCAAAAUCAACGUUAAAUGAAAGGAAUGCUUUUCUCAAGAAUCCUACAAAAUCACCGCAUCUAAAUCGCAGCUCAUCUGCAGUUUAUCAUAAUGUUAAACAAAAUGUAGCUGUGAAAACGAAUACAACAAACAGUUUGUCUCCAGUCCAAUUGAAUUCGCCACGUACUCCAACGCGGAAUAAUUUGACUGAAAGGCGAAGGAUCCGUAACCGACCCAAUAGUGGUUCUUCUCCAAAAACAAUUGCCGGGAGUCAUUUGGAGAGUAGUAUCCAUAGUUCAUUAAGUGAUGUCAGUGCAGCGACGUUGCCUCCAACGAACAAAUCCAUUGGGUCUGUUAAGAAACGGGCAGAUGUAGUGCAAGUGACACAAGUGUUGACAACCAAUAAAGUACCGACAAGGAUACAGCAAACGACGGCUGCUGAAAAUAAGAAAAAUGCAAUUCAUCAUUCGUCUCCAACCACCAAUACAAAAGCAAGAAGAACAAUUUUUUCUCCAAAAGAGAAGAAACCGUUAACGAAUAAAGAGUGCGUCAGAGGCACAGUCAAAGGGGGUCGUACGUCACCCACCGUUCGACCCCCUGCCACGAUUAGGGUACCUCCUGUUAAACAACCCCCUGUCGCCGAAGCACUUGCCGUUCUCGUACAACAUCUCGUUUUUAACGUUCAAGCAUUCCAAGUUCCCAUAUUGAAAGGACAAGUGGAAAGAUUUCAUAAAGAAACCGAAGAACUCAAACUAGCAUGUCAACAAUUAGAAGACGCUUUAACGAAAGAAAAAAUUCAACAUACCCUAGCGAUAGAAGUCAUUGAAAAACAUAGAAAUGAGAUUUCAGAACUAAACCAACGCCACGCUGGAUUAGAACAACGUAUUUUAAAAGAAAACGAAAAUGCUCUUCAAGCUUUAUGUAAACAGCAAGAAGAACAACUUGCUACUGUUAAGAAAGAAUUUGAAAAAUUGCAAAGAACACAUGAGGAAUCUCUAGACAUUCUACGAGAAGAAAAUGAUUCUAUAAGAGAACAAAUCGACGAAAAAAGGAUGGAAGUAGAAAAAGUUAAAUAUGAAAGUAAGAAAUUGAAAGAUGACUACGAAACCAAAGAAAUUUUACUUAAAGAGCACAAUUACAAAUUGAAGCUGCAGCUGACUAAACUCGAAGGAGAAUUCGAACAAAAACUGAAAAGUUUAUCGGAAGAAAAUAAAAGAUUAAGAGAAGAAAAUGACAGAUUAUUGAGCUACGGAGAUGACAAAGGAAUUAGUAUACAGGAAGUACAAUCACUGAGGGCGGUUCUUGAAUUAAAACAAAACGAAGUAGCCGAACUAAGAAAAUCUUUAGCUGAAACGAAUCAAAGGGCAGAAAUGCUUAUAGGUGCUGAAGAAAAAGCGAGGGUACUAAAUGCUAGAUGUGAAGAUCUUCAGCUACAACUUGAAAGGAAAGCUGAUACUGAAAAAUCGCUUAUUCAAGAAAAUCAUAAGCUACAAGAGAGCUUCAAAGAAGAAACAAUUCAAAAAAGACGACUGUCUCAGUACAACGAAGAACUACAAUGGAAAUUGAAACAAAACAAGGAAGUUAUUAAUAAAGUCCUAGAACGAGCUGAAGAGACUGUUUUCAAUCGUUCUAUGAUGAGCUCUAGUUUCAAUGAAAGGCACAACUCGACCCGUUUGAGCUUAGAACGGGCUAUGUCUUUUAGAGAACGCACUUAUACAAAUAGAUCGAAUAAUGGCGAAGAAUUUCGUGGAAGAAAAUCCUUUAACGUUGAAUUCGAAACUGACGAUUUGUCUCCACCAGCUUCUCCAAAAGUUAAGGCAAUCGUUGAGAAAUCGGAUUCCGUUAGUUACGUACUGGAAAUGGAUGAAAGUCCGGAGGUUGUGGCUAGUAGAAUCGUUAGAAGGAGUUUCAGAAAUACGACACCUUCGAAAAAUACUCCUACAAAGUCACCAUCCAAUAAAAGACCUCGAAUUCGUAAUCCUCUUAACCAGAGCUCUUCUUCUAGCGCCAUUUUAACUACAAAUAAGAAUGAACUGGAUAGACCAUGUUCAGCAAAUUCCAGAAACGGCGAUUCCGAUAACGAUAUAUUUAUGUGGUCAACGAACGUCAAAUACGAUGAACACCAAGACGAAAGCUACGAAUUGUCAAAUUCCUGCAUGAAACUCGAAGAUCACGAUCAUCUCGAUUUAGAUGAAUAUAAUGACGAUGAUUUAAGACUUCCUGCAUUGCCAAGUGAACUAGACCGACGAAGCAGCGUUCAAGCGCUCCCAAGUCCGAAGCAUUUGGCAGGCGAAGCCAUGAUUUCAGAAAGUAAUUCUGAGGAUGAGAGUACUAGUUCUUCUCAAUUGUGAGACGAACAUUCUUUUUAAUUUGUUUAUUUCUUAGUUUUUAUACUUUUUUUGAAAAAAUUGCGUAAAUUUAGUAUAUUUGUAUACAUAAAAACUUUUAUUUGAUAACCAAUAUUUUUUUAUUGAUGUCUUGCUAUAUUUGUUUUAAUAUUUUUAAUUAUAUGAUAAGUGGUGAUAUUAAUAUGAAACUGGAUCAGAGCGUCAAAUGAAAUCAUGUGACACAAUUUUGAUUGGCGCAUCCUCUUAAAUUGAUCCAGCAUCAAAACUAAACAUUGUGUGGCUCUCUUAAUUAUCUGACGUUAACUUCUAAAAUGGAAUACUCAAUUUUAGAAAACGCGUUUAUUAAUAUUUAAUAGCUAAGAAUAUAUAUUUAACACAUGGGGAAUGAACGCGAACUUGACACUGGUUCGUUAGUAAACAUAACCUUAAAAGUGCAUUUAUAUAAAGAGAUCUGAACGGUAAUCAACAAUAUUGAAUUAUUUAUAAUUAUAUACUUCAAUGUAUGAAAUGUGUUCAGAAAUAUAUACACGGCGUUGGUGGGUGAAACCCCUCAAUUUAAAUAUCUUCAGGCUUUUUACUACAACAUAUUUUAGAUUGAACUAAAUAGAUCAAGACGAAUUUCUUGAUCAUAGAUGAAUAUGAUCAACUUUUGAACUUAUUGAGCAGAGAUUUAACAAAACAUUCAAUAAAAAAUUCCGAUUGUCGAUUGGAUCGGGAAGUUAAUCACCAGUUAUGUCAAUAGGUAAAAUGAUUUACUAUACCCUAUAUAGAAUUUUAGUUUCCUUGUAUCCAGCGAUGUCAUUUUUAGGGUAUUUACAACUACAACCUUUACUUGAAAAGUAGGGUUAUGUUUUUGACGUUCAGCGCGUAAAAAGUAUAAAGCUAGUUAACUACAUCAACACGUUGAACUGUCUUUGACAUUUAUGAACGUCUAGAAUACAUUAGUUCUGUGUACCGCUUUAUAUUUAUAGGUUAACAGUUUAUUAAUAGAAGUGUGUUUUAGUAUUCCAGCGUUUUGAAACUUGACGCUUUUAUAUUUGACGCAGCAUUAAUUUAAGACGGCGCUCUAGUCGAUAUUGUGCCAUUUGACGCUCUAAUCUAGCGUCGUGAGUCAACAUGAAAUUGUACCUAUAAUGUAAUUUCAUUGAUUUUUAUCUAAAAAUUUUUGACUGACGUAUUUGAUUAAGUUUAAUUUUGAACACUUUGAACAACAGUUGAAUUGAUUAUCAUAUGUUCAAUAGAUUUUAUAGGCACACUAGGUGUGCAAUCCACUAAGCACUCCCGACGUGAUCUUUCCCGUUCCACUUAUAAUCGUAAAUCCAAGUGGAAUGGAUUACGAGGCGUUCUGAGCGUUGAUAUAAACAUUGAGGAAUGGCAAAACAAAAUAAAUAAAGCGUAAGCUGUAAGAGGUUAUGUUAUAAUUUGUAAGUCAUUGAAUUUUUUAGUGGAUUGCUGAUUUACAUUAAAGUAAAAUCAAAUAAUCUACGACGAUAGUAAAGUAUUUGGGGUUGUGUCACAAAAAUGCUUCAAAACUAUUUAUAAUAUACCUUUCCGCAUCAAAUAAUGGGAUAGAUUUCGCAUGAUUGCAAUCUGCGUUGUUUGAUUUUUGAAAAUUCCGCGAAUUCUUUUAACACUCACUUCGACCCACCUUUUGACAAGGGUCGUCGUGAACGUAAGUCAUGACUUACACAUGAGUGACGUUCUCGCCGCGACCACAAUGUCGUAGUCGCUAUGUGGAACGUUCAAAAGAAUAUUUCUGGCACCGUGAACGCUUAGUGGAAUGCACUUAAAAAAUAAAAUAGGGGAACUGUUAUUAUCCUAUCAGUUCUAAAAUAUUACGAACCUAUAUCCUAAUUGCUUCAUCGUUGAAGCUUCAAUUUGUGAUUGUGUUCUUUCAGUAGAAUAAGUUCCAAUAUUCUAUCUGGAAAAUUGCGAUAAUGGAACUCAAUACUGAAAUUUUUCUGGAUAAAGCUCGAAAUUUAUGAUUAUUUGCCACAAGUCUUGAUGAGAUAUUUCUAGGUUAUAUUGUAUGUUUUGAUUUCAAACGUACUAACGAGUGUCUACUGGUCGACCCUGUGUUCAUUCGUAGCGGCGACCGCGUUAACGAAAGAAGAGGUUUAACGGCUGAUACAUAUAUCGAGGAAAUUUUAGCAAUUCAUUGAGAUGAAUUUACUUUCAUGCAUGACAAUGCAUCCCUGACCUAAAUCUGAUAAAACUCGACCCCAGAGCUUAUUGUUGCAGAAGAAGAAGAGUGGCUUAAUAUUCCACAAGAAACAACAGCCAACUUGAUUAGAUUUAUGCCUAAUCGUAUCAGAGGUGUUAUUAGGGCAAGAGGAGGUCAUACCUAUUAUUAAGAAAUUCAGUGUCAAGUUUUAAAUUGUCAAUAACCAUAUUUAUGACAAUAAUAAAAAAACCCAAUUCGCUUAAUGCAUUCAUUUCACUAUAUUAAAUAUAGGAAUAAGUUAUAAUAAUAAUAAGAUGUUUCUAUUUAUUUUUUUCCUAUUCUCUUUAUCACUCCUUCUUCCCUUAAUAUGGAUCUUUUCACCAAACUAUCUUCGUCCAUUCUGACAACAUACCCCAUCGCAGCUUGACAAUACAUUCCUUCUUCUUCUCCACUCGUUUUGCUCCUGCAUUCCUUCGAAAAUCCUUUUUAGUAGCUCUUUCUCCCAUAUAUGUGUAUUUUGUUUUCUUCCUUCUUUGUUCAUGAUUCCAGACUCUCUGUCAUACAGAACCGUUGAUUGUAAAUGUGUAACAGAAUGAAAAUUUCAUUUUUGUAAAACUCUCCCACUUGUUAAGCCAAGUAUUUAUUUCUCAUGAUUCUAGCUAGGACUUUGUAUACGACAUCCAAAAAAAUUAUUUCUCUAUAAAUCACGCAGUCUGUCAUUUUAUAUUAUUCAUACCAUUGGUUUGGCAUCUGGGUUUUUUCCCAUAUUUUUUAAUAAAAUUGUAUAUCGUUCCCUUAAGGGUUGAUCACGAUAUUGGAAUCCCAUUCCUACCGGUACUUUUGUCAUUCUUCAUAUUAUUUAUUAUUUCUUCUACUGCUACUUUCGUUUUAUAAAUAUUUAACAAUUCUUCAGCCAAAGAUUUUAUGUCACAUCCGAUGUGGUGAGUUUUUAUACCUAUUGUACUGCUAUGAAUUAUAUCACCAACACGACGCACAUAAUUUAAUGGGAUAUGAAAAUUAUUUUAUCAAUGCAUCUAAAUGCUCUUGAUUUUAAGUCUAUUCUGUUUUAAAAUUAAAAUCAAGAACAUUUAUAUGCAUUAAUAUAUCAAAAGGUUUAAGAAAUAAGAAAUUAAAAAAAAUUAUUUUAUCUUGAUAACUUCAAAAGUUAUUCUGCUUGAAAACAACUUAAUUGUCAAGUAUUUUGUAUUCACUACAUAUUGCAUUUCAUUCGCCAUGUAUUCGAUUAAUGAUCUACUUGUCACCAUAUUAUGGAUAAUAAUAAAUUCAGUCGCCCCUACUGUUAUAUUUGGAAUUCCAUAUAUCUCACACUCUUAAUUGUUUUUAAUUGAUCAAAAGAAUUAAUUAUCGAUUAUUUACGAGAUUAUAAUUUCAAUAAGAGAAAAAUAAUUUAUUAGUCUUGUUUUAAAGACACAACAUAAUGUACGUUGAUGGUCGAGUUUUUAUAUGAUACAAAAAUGAAACAACAAGCAUGGUUUUCAUUUGUGCUGGUUACUCGUCUAAAUGACAAGUUGUAUUAAAUUGAAAUAUUGUAAAUAAUUCAUAAUACCUUAAGAAACUUUUGUUUCGUUUUGUAUAUUUUAUUCCUUAUAGUCUUAGUAAACUUUUAUUUUGAUUAUAUGGAUGAACACAGUGUGGAACAUAACCUCUAAAAACGGUAUGAUAAUGUUAAUACUUUGUAUAUUUCAUAAAAAAAACUAGCAUAUAGAUUUAAAAUGAAUAAAUCCCAUAGAAAACACUGAUUUUAUACUAAUUACUACAUUUGUUAUUAGUUACAUGUUAAUCAUUCGUGAACUAAUGUACAUAUAGGUAUUAUAUGAAUUUUGUAGAGACCCUAUAAAUACGAAUGAAUGAGGAAAUAAAGAAGAAUAUUCAAAUUUGAUAAUAAUGAAUGAAUGAGAUGUUUGAGAUCCAAACAACCAUUGUAAUAUUAAUUAAAGGAUGUGUGCUACAAAAUAUUAUAGGAAUAAUUAUUAAUCACGAAAAUUGUGACUGUUCGAUAGACCCUGUUCAUUUAAUUAAAAUAACAUUUGAGGGAUGAAAAUUCGAAUGUAAGUAAUUUUGAUGUUUAUUUUCUCACUUGCCAAAUUUUUUGUUUUCGUCCGGGGUCUAAACGAAUCUAAUCAUUACGCUACAAUUUUAUUUUAUAGAAUAUUGAAAAAUUGUAAUAAAUGCUCUGAACAAUUUCUUUCGCAAAAAAUUGGGUUCAAAAUAGGACAAAAUGGCUGGGUAUAAUUAGUUGUAUUAUAAAUUCAAAAUUUUGAUUCAGUUAAUAAGAAUGGGUUAUUAAUAAAGUGGAAGUGUUGUUUUUGAAGUAAUAUAAAAGAGACUUACCUGUUUCUUACAAUUUUAAUAUUUAAAGUUCAUGUUUAAUAUAGUUAUCAAUGGUUGAUUAGAAAAUAGAAGUAUGUCUAAUUGUCACUAAUGACAUUAAAGAGACGGUACCAGGUCAUGGUAUAAACGUUGAUGUAUACUUCUAUUUAGAUUUUACAUAACCUCAUAGGAAAAAGUCCAUAGGAGUUAAAUCGAGAUUUUGUGGAGGCAAAUUUACGUCUCUUCUCCUGUAGAUCAAUUUUUCAGAAAUCUAUUGGACGCGUUUGAUUCUAUUUGAACCAUAUAAAAGAUCCUCUACGUUUUCGACUAUUCUAGAAGAGCUUUGAUCAGUCAAACGCCUUGUGCACAAUUUAAGUGAUGAACUUUGCAGAAUUUUAUAUGCGCUACUGUCUCCGAACUACCAUUUUUGUAAUCUGCUUUUUAACGAUUACAUUUCCAAGAGCGGGGCUACUAAUUGAAAUACCUGUUGACGUAACUGCAAUCACGCAGUAAGCAAUACAUAGCUGAACUUUAUAUUGAGACACCGUGUAUUACCAACAUUAUUUCUAUCUAUAUAAUCUUUCACACUUAUGCAAGUGUCCGUUUUAUAUGAACGAAAAAGCCUCUUUGGUUUAACAAAUAGAAAUGAGGAAGGGAUGAAUAAAAAUCGUGAAAGUAUAUGUGUGAGUUUGUAUUCGUAUUAGUUGAAACCACGAAUAAAGUGUAUUGUACUUUUCUAUUAUUCUAUAAAAUAAAACGUUAGUAUGAAGUUUGUCAUAAUGAGAAAAAGUGAUUCGAUAAAACAAAAAUCUGUAUAAUAUUAUGUGCUAGGCUAUUUUUUCAGUAGGACUGUAAAUACGGUAGCGUUUUUAUUAAUAUAUGUUUUGUUCUUAACGGAGCCAUUUAUUUUUUCUAUUUCUAAUUUUUGUAGGUUGUGAUUCUUAACAUAUAAAAUAUUCCCCUUAUUCCAGUAUUAAAAAUAAAUGUGUUGGACUAGGUUUAGUACUAUAUAUUUAAUGGGAACUAUUUGCUUUUGUGACUAACUUUAUACAAGUUUUAAAAUCACAUAGACUAUAUCUUCUAUAACAGAAGUUAAUAAUGCCAUUUAUGCGAUCCAUUCCAAAUAUUUUCAUAAUUUUGAAAAGUGUUUAAUUUCUUAAUAAAAAUAAAAAUCAUACACGCGUUUAAGAAAGUUAUAAAAUGUAAUAAGAAAUAGAGUGUAGUAUUGAGACACAAAAAUAAUUAGUUCCGAUCCUUUCUAUAGCUAUUUCUUUUUAUCCCCUUUAAACGAUGUUUGUUUUAUUUCUUGUUACUUCUGGGUGAAUCAUCGCGUUAUUUAUUCAUGGUUUAAUGAUGUAUGUAAUAUUUAAAAUGUUAGGACCAAAAAUAGAUUUCCACAUUUCAUAUUUAUUGUAUAAAGAGUUGCAGAUGUUUCAAUUAUAAUGAAGUUAAAUAUUGGUAAAAUAAAUUGAAAAAAUAAUUGA